Molecule: messenger RNA, 3722 nt
Organism: Mobula hypostoma (lesser devil ray)
Lineage: Eukaryota; Metazoa; Chordata; Chondrichthyes; Myliobatiformes; Myliobatidae
Gene: slc37a4a
Product: solute carrier family 37 member 4a
Exons: 9
Coding region: 287-1639 (450 amino acids)
Biological process (GO): glucose-6-phosphate transport; phosphate ion transmembrane transport
Cellular component (GO): endoplasmic reticulum membrane
Molecular function (GO): glucose 6-phosphate:phosphate antiporter activity
Source: RefSeq, a predicted model, not a curated record
GACAGCAAACAACAGCUUGUUACAAAAUCCAACAACACAGCAAAAUAAAGGAAAAUCAUUGAGAGGAAUAGGACACUGGAAUUUGCUUUUGAUUUUUUUUCUGUUUCAUCUCAGUUGUCCCAUCUUCUCUAAAUUUAAACGUAUUUUACUUAGAAUCAUCAAAUGUCAAGUCAGCGGUUUUGAUCUAAUUAUUCAGACAGAAACUGGUUUGUUGGAUAAAUACCUUAUCUCUAUUUGGGACGCUUACUUCGGAGCUUCCAUUUCUGGCUUUCAAAGUCUGUGCAGGAUGGCUGGUUACAGCUACUAUAGAAUAACCAUCUUCACAGCCAUGUUUGUAGGCUACACCUUGUAUUACUUCAACAGAAAAACCUUCUCCUUUGUGAUGCCCUCCGUCAUGGAGGAGGUGACCUUGGAAAAAGACGACUUAGGUUUGAUAACCAGCAGCCAGUCGCUGGCUUACGCUAUCAGCAAGUUUAUCAGCGGAGUCCUCUCCGAUCAGAUCAGUGCCCGUCUGCUCUUCUGUUCUGGGUUAUUCCUGGUGGGAGUGAUAAAUGUCGUCUUCUCCUGGAGUUCCACCAUCACUGCCUUUACUGUGCUCUGGUUCUUUAACGGAUUGGCACAAGGCUUUGGGUGGCCACCCUGUGGAAAAAUACUACGCAAGUGGUAUGAACCAGCACAAUUUGGAACAUGGUGGGCUGUUCUGUCAACCAGUAUGAACUUGGCGGGCAGCCUUGGCCCACUCAUCGCCACGACGAUGGCCCUUAGCUACAGCUGGAGGGUAACCCUCUCUCUUUCUGGUUCCAUCUCCAUGGGGAUUGCAUUCCUGUGUCUGUUCUUUAUAAUUAAUGAGCCUAUGGAUGUAGGACUACCCAACAUUGAACCAGGCCUGAAGAAGGGAGGCAAGAAAGGACCCACUGGUGAUGAGAGCACUUUGAAAGAACUGUUGUUGACCCCAUAUCUGUGGGUCCUGAAUAUUGGGUACUUGGUGGUGUUUGGAGUGAAGACCUGUUGCACUGACUGGGGGCAGCUCUUCCUCAUUCAAGAGAAGGGACAAACUGCACUGAUAGGGAGCUCGUUCAUGAGUGCACUGGAGGUCGGCGGACUGCUGGGGAGCAUAGCUGCUGGAUACCUGUCUGACAGGGCAGUUGCUCGGAAUGGCCUUCGAAGUCAUGGAAACCCUCGACAUGGACUUUUGCUCUCCAUGAUGGCAGGAAUGGCCUUAUCAAUGUAUCUCUUCAGAGUAACAGUAACCACAGAAUCUGCCAAGGAAACUGAGUUCUGGACAUUAAUCUUCAAACCUCUGACUCAGAUCACUAACUUAACAGAAGAUGAGUUAUGGAUUCUGACUUUGGGAGCCAUGUUUGGGUUCUGUUCGUAUGGGCCAAUUGCACUGUUUGGAGUGAUUGCCAAUGAGUCUGCACCUUCUAACCUGUCCGGCACGUCACAUGCCAUUGUUGCUCUCAUGGCGAACGUGGGAGGUUUUCUGGCUGGCCUCCCGUUCAGCACGAUUGCGAAGAAAUACAGCUGGAACAUGGCCUUCUGGAUCGCUGAGCUCAUGUGUACUGUCACCACCGUGGCCUUCUUCCUGCUGAGGAACAUCCGGACGAAGAUGGGCCGUCUUCCAAAGAAGGAAGAUUGAAAAUCUAGAAAUGCUCCACUAGUAGAGAGCCUUAUGCUUUGAUUAUGUUGGUAAAAGUUCAUUAAGUGAGUGCACCUCUGUCAACAACAUUACUUAGUCUGUAAGGAGUGGGUCCUAUCACAAGCUUACCACUUCCCCCUUUUCCCAAAGUCUUCAUUCACAAUAAGAUUCACAAACAUGUGGAUCUUGAUAUCUUUUAUCAAGCCAAGACCCUUCAUCAGGACCUGACAUGUGUUGGUCUUAGUCCAAAGUACCAACCAUUUAUUCCUUACCAUAGAUGCUGCCUGACUUGCUGAGUCCCUCCAGCAUUUUGUCUGUGUGUUGCUCAGGAUUUCCGGCAUCUCGUGUUGUAGAUGUCAGCAAGUUACUGAAUUUAUAGUGUGUAACGUUUGUUCAGCUGCUGGUCUGUUUUAUCUGGCCUGGAGAGUAAUUUCCUUCACACCAGGAAGGCUGUGGAAGACCUCAUGCCAGUGCAAUAAACCUGAGUGGGUGUGUUGGUUAGCCUACAUUUUAUCAGAAAUCCUCUCCAACAAAAUCAAAUGUGAACAAAACACAAGGUACUGAGUUAAGGAGAGAGGAUGAGAAUGAAGGGUGAUCUUGCAGAGGUGCAUCAAAUGAUGAGGGGGCUAGAUUAUGGUGAAUGCUUAAUCAUCUUCCCAGGAUUGGGGAAUUAAGAACUAGAGGGCAUAAAUUUCAGGUGAGAGAGGAGAGAUUUAAUGUGAAUUUAAGGGCAACUUUUUUUCACCCAGAAAGUGGUCAGCAUAUGGAACGAGCUGCAAGAGGAAGUGGUUGAGGCAGGUACAUUAACACUUGAAAGCUAUUUGGAUAGGAAAGGUUUAGAGAGAAAUGAGUCAAACAUGGAGAGGUGGGAAUCUUGGUCGGCACUGAUCAAUUGGGUUGGAGAGCCUUGUUUCUGUGCUGUAUCUUGACCUGCCACUCCUGUAUGCAAAGUCACCCGAUUUAAUUCCCUGCAGCAAAAUGAUAUUCUCAUCAGGGUGCAGGAUAUUGAUUUAUUUGUGAGCUAGAUCUCCAGCUAAUUUGUGUGAAUGCUGACACUUCCUCUCUCCAUAUCAGGAUACAGCAAAGAACAAAGGAGAGCCUGGCUCCUUGUGCCUGCUCUGACAUUCAGAAGGAUCAAGACUGAACAUCUUCCUAUACUUCACUCUUUCACACUAUCCCCUCUCUGUGGCUAAAAUUUGUGUUGCAUAUUCAUAAGUAACUGAAUACAGAUAGUCUGAAGUAUAGAACACUGCAGCACAGUAACAGGCCGUUUGGCCCUUCUAGUUCAUGCCAACUUAUUUCUCUGUCUUGUCCCAUUGAUCUGCACCCAGACCAUAGCCCUCUGUACCCCUCCCAUCCAUGUACCUAACCAAAUUUCUCUUAAAUGUUGCAAAUGAACCUGCAUUCAGCAUUCCCACUGGCAGCUCAUUCUACACUGGCACCACCUUCUGAGUGAAGUUGUUUCCUCUAAACAUUUCACCUUUCACCCUAAACCCAUGUCUUCUAGUUCUAGUCUCACCCAACCUCAGGGGAAAAAUGCCUGCUUGCAUUUAUCCUAAAUACCCUCAGAAUUUUGUAUACCCCAACAAGAUCUCCCCUCAUUACCCUACACUCCAGAAAAUAAAGUCCUAACCUAUUCAACCUCUCCCUUUAACUCAGGUCUUCAAGUCCCAGCAACAUCUUUGUAAAUUUUCUCUAUACUCUUUCAAUCCUUUCUGUAGGUAGGUGACCAAAACUGCACACAGUACUCCAAAUUAGGCCUCAUUGUACAACUUCAACAUGAAAUCCCAACUCGCAUACUCAGUGAUAAAGGCCAAUGUGCCAGAAGCUCUCUUCAUGACUAUCUACCCAUGACACCACUCUCAAGGAAUUAUUGAUCAGUAUGAAGUGAUGGGGAAUUCUGAGAACUUCUCUCCACAUCACCACCACAAAGGUUAAAUUGUUAUCUUUGGAUUUUGGUCCCAUUGUGAUCAUGGAUUCUUUUCUUUCCUAUUUAUUCAUUCAUGCCACAUGGCAAGACUGGUUGUUAAUUGGGCACCCCAAACUGAACGACAGGGGCUAUUGGAGCCAAAUAUAUUGGGGA